Messenger RNA from Carcharodon carcharias (great white shark), 2579 nucleotides. RefSeq names its product TPX2 microtubule nucleation factor (gene tpx2). NCBI's taxonomy places the organism in Eukaryota, Metazoa, Chordata, Chondrichthyes, Lamniformes, Lamnidae. The transcript is spliced from 16 exons. The record is from RefSeq and is a predicted model, not a curated record. Gene Ontology annotation, biological process: activation of protein kinase activity; regulation of mitotic spindle organization. Gene Ontology annotation, cellular component: microtubule; spindle. Bases 185 to 2410 code for a protein of 741 amino acids.
AAAGUUUUAACGGUUGAACCGCUAGAUUCAAACAGGAGAGAGCGCGAGAGAGCGGGAGGCAGAGAGAGAAAAAAAAGACAGGAGAGCUAGAGAUAAAUAUAUAUAAGUAUAUAUGGAAAGAGAGAAAACCGGAGAUUGAGGAGAAAGAGAGAUCGAGAGUAAACAGGAGAUUUAUAUAAGAGUCAUGGCGGAGUCGCACUUCACCUGGAGUUACGAUGCUCCAACGCACAUCGAUUUCAACAAUCUACAGGAACAGGACGACCCGAGGGCCGACUGCUGGUUUGAUCAGCAAAUUGAGCAAGGGGCAGCAAAUAGCACUGUCCCUGUGGAAGCACCUGCCACCCAAACUCAGGCUUUGAAAAAACAAUCCCAUGAACCUCCUUGUGAAGCAGAGGAACCAAACUUUGUAUCAAGCCAAAUUAACGAAGAUGUUGCACCUACAAAAGAUACUGCUGAUAGUCUGCCAGAAAGGUUGGUAACCUCUGUGGAAGCACAGCAAGACAACUUGGAUGAGACUGUUUCUAGCAAGACAAUGCUGCUGAGGAGGUCAACCCGGAGACCAUCUGAACAAUUAAGAAAACAAUUGGGCAAAAUUCGAGCUGUAAGGAGAACUCAGGAUCUGGAAUCUUCAGAGCCACCAGUUAACAAAAAACCUAAACUGGUUCUGACUGGGAAAUGCUCUGGGAGUAGAGCGGGGAGUCUGUCUCGGACCUGUACCAAAUUAACCUUGCCUGGCACACCAACAGUUCUCAAGAGGAAGCAACAUAUGGGUUCAAAGGGAAAAAGCACAGAAGAGUUGGAGAUGGAGAAGAUUGCUCAAUUUCAGAAGGAACUGGCAGAACAGAGGAAACUUAAUGAGGAAUCACUGAAGCUGGCCAUAUCUGGUGCAGGUCAGAACAAGAAAAGAACACACAUCCCACCCACAAAACCAAUGGAUAUCAAGUUCCACACAGAUGAGCGCAUUAAAACACACAGUGAAAGUCAAAUGGACAAAGCGUACAAGGAAGUCGACUUCACCAGUGAACUCCGUAAACAUCAGCAGUUUCCUACACGUGGACACAAAGGAGCUACUGUACCAAAACCUUUCAACCUCUCAUGUGGGAGCAAAAGGAAACAUGAGGCUACAGAUGUCCAAGGAUAUGUUUCUCUGGCACAGCAGGUAGAGGCAUUUCAAAGUCGCACACCAAAACGAUAUCAGCUGAGGAGCAGCCAUCAGGUAGAGGAAGGUCCUUACAAGGUGUCUGAAAAGAUCAAACUAACAAGACCUCAUACUCCCAUGCUGGCAACUAAGACCCGUGCUCGACCAAUAACUUGCAAGAGUACAGCUGAAAUAGAAGCUGAAGAGCUGGAGAAAAUACAGUCAUACAAAUUCAAAGCCCAGGAAGUAAAUCCCAGACUCCUGGAGGGUGGCGCAAUUCUUCCAAAGAAGCCACUUGUUAAGGAACCAACAAAACCUAUUGGUUUUGAUCUGGAGAUAGAGAAGCGCAUCCGCGAGCGAGAGGAAAACAGAAAGCCGGAAGAAAUGGAGGACCACAGUUUCCACUCACGGCCCUGUCCUACUAGGAUACUAGAAGAUGUUGUGGGAGUUCCAGAGAAAAGACUGCUACCCAUAACCCUACCUAAGUCUCCAGCUUUCACAAUGAAGAACCGUGUGAGAAUUCCACACAAGGAAGAGAAGGAGGAACAGCAUGUGAUUAAAGCAAAUCCCAUGCCACACUCUGCUGUCCCAUUCAAGCCAAAAUUCUCAGAAGAGAAACAUAAAGAAAUUCAGCCAUUCUCAUUUGAAGCCCGGGACAAACAUAGGGAAGCAUUAAAAGAGAAGAAAAUACAAGAAUUGCGCAAGGAGCUGACUGAGUUCCCUGCCUUCAAAGCACAGCUGCUUCCUGACUUUGAUUCUACCCGGUUACCAGAGAAGGUGGUGAAGUCUCCGACUAAAGUGCAACCGUUCCAUCUGCGUUUAGAAGAACGUGGUGCUGUUCGAGACCAGCGCUGGACACAGAUGAUGAAAGAAGAGCUGAGACAACAAAAGGAGGCAACUUGUUUUAAAGCCAAUCCAAAUUCUGUUAUUUACCGUGAACCAUUUCUACCAAAGAAGGCAGAUCGGUCAUUGAUGGAAAACUUUGAUUCCACAGUUCAGGAGAAGUUUGAAUUGGCAACAGAGAAGCGUGCGAAAGAGCGUGCAGAAUUCGAAAUGCGUAAAGCAGAGAAAGAAUCUAUGCGGGAGAAGUUUGAAGAGGAAAAACAGAAAGAACUUGAAGAGCGCGAAAAGGAAGAAAUAGCCCGACUUCGGCAGGAGCUAGUGCACAAAGCAAAUCCUGUUCGAAAUUACAGGAAAGUGGAAAUCAAACCCAGUGAGCAGCAACUAACAGUUCCACACACUCCUAAUUUUUCAGAUAGGUUUAGGUUGUAACGUGUGCUACUUUUAUCUGCAGUAUUAUUUUCAGAAUCUCUUUGAAGAAUUUGUAGCUAUCUGUAAUGUUUCUAACUUGAUUCCAGGAUUAUUGCUAUCACUAUUGUAUUUAGUUCAUAAUCACUAAUUUGUAACUUGCUGCUUAAUAAAGUUGGACAUUUUAAUCAUA